Penaeus indicus is the source of this 438-nucleotide messenger RNA. Its product is annotated as cuticle protein AM1199-like. Lineage: Eukaryota; Metazoa; Arthropoda; Malacostraca; Decapoda; Penaeidae. Bases 1 to 438 code for a protein of 145 amino acids. The record is from RefSeq and is a predicted model, not a curated record. Gene Ontology annotation, molecular function: structural constituent of chitin-based larval cuticle. Gene Ontology annotation, cellular component: chitin-based extracellular matrix. The transcript has 3 exons.
AUGCCGGCGGAACACAAAAAUAUUUAUAACACUGAUUCUAAUGUCAUCGUUGCUGUGCUCUUGACGUACCUGAUGGCCGCCGUGACAGCCGCCCCUCAGUUCACUCGACCCAACCUUCCGGAUCGACCUUUCGUCGCCAUCCUAAGGGACGAGCGACAGGAUCUGGGCGACGGAGCCUUCAGCUACGUCUUCGAAGCCGCCAACGGAAUCAGCGAGUCCCGCGUGGGCUAUCCUGGAUCCAAGGGCCAGGCCAACAUGCAGGGAUCCUACAGGUUCCCCCUCGACGACGGCACCUUCGCUGAGGUUCGCUACGUCGCCGACGAGUUCGGAUUCCGCGCCGAAUCCCCCCUCCUUCCCACCCCCCACCCCCUCCCCGCCCACGCCGUCGAGCAGAUUCGCGUCGCCGAGGAGCAGCGACGUCGUGGAAUUCAAUUCUAA